GAGGGUUACCGUAGACGCGCGCUAAAUGCGGUUUCAACGAAUUAGGUGAAGCAUUGCCGAACCGAAACGACCCGAGCCGUUGGCUAAGCAUUCCAAACUUUCCAUCAAUCAUCAAACCAAAAUCGUGUAAAAAUGUCCAAAUUCAACUAGACAGGAUAUGGGGCUGUGAUCUAAGUAUAUCUAUAUAUCGAGAUCUGGAAACUCUAACCGUCUAACCGUCUAACCCUCAAAUCCUCGUCAGGGGCUCAUGGAAUUACGAGUCUGGGCGUCGCCAAAAGCAAUUCAAAAUUGGAGAAAAAUUUUCAUAUUGCUUUCUCAGGCCUUUUGUUUAUUCGUUCUUAUCAUCCCUCAAAUUUCUCCAAAAUGAAUUGCAUCAACAGGCAUCUGCAUCUACAUCAAUGAUUCCUUGGACACAGUAUACUAGGUUACGAAAAGCCUGCCUGACACAACGAUUCCCGGAAUACACCCCUAUUUGUAUAACGUUAUACAGUACCGGUAUUCCAUUACUGUCUAUACCCGUUAUCGUUCUGAACCAGUUCGAAUAUGCACGGACUAAUAUUGAUUCUCAUCUGCCCUUACCUAUUCUUAUUAAGGAAUGGCGACAAUCAUAAGUUGACAGAUCUAUUUCUCGCGAAUCUUAUGUAACCUACAGGAUUUGAUCAAAAGAUCUCUGGGUUGGUCUCCGGUAACAUGCAUACUUUUUGUCACUUGGUAGCAAGGACUCGGAAGCUGCCACCCAUAUCAUCCGCCUCCAAUUCACUGUUGAUAUGUCUUCAGCUCAGUGGAAAUGAUCUUGACUCAAAGAGUCUGAACUCAAAAAAUCAAUCAUCAAUAUGCCUUUUCUUGACUGACAAAAAUUCCGGGAAUCUAUCAGCUCCAGGUCUGUGAUCGAGAUCGUGCAUCAGGAAUGUGGACUAGAUCACGCUCGCAGCAUUUACUUUUUCUUGAACCACAUCUCCUGUAUCCCUUCGUUUAUAUAAUACUUGAGCCAUGCCCUUCGUCUUGCUGUCGAUCAUCCCGCUGAGUUACAUCUAUUAUAGCUUUUAAUUUAAGAACUUGCUUCAAAUUUCAACAUGCCCCCCUCAAAGCCAAAGCCUUCAGAGAUCGCUGCUGAGGCGAAGAAAACUUAUGUCCCAUAUAUUCGCAGUGCAUGUCCGCAGUGGCCAGCUACUUCGUAUUUGUGCCAUUCGGAUUCUUUACGAGACCAGCCAAUUAGAGAAUCAAGACAGUAUACAUUUGCUUUUAUGGAACGAGAUCCCGUGGAUCUAGCUCUUGAAUGGACGGCCAGUGAGAAUGAUCGACCCAUUCCAGUUAUCAUGCCGGCACACGAACGACGACCAGGUGGUGAUUGGGAAGCUGGUGUGAUGCAACCGGAAGAAUGUUUAGCCAGACGAAGCACUCUAUAUACUUGCUUGACGACACCAGCAUCAGAUAACAUUACUUCAAAUAAUUACCCCAUUCCCGAAAGAGCUGGCAUUAUCUCCCAAAACGUUGUUGUUUUCCGCAAUGGACCAGAAAAGUAUGAGCCGUGGUCAGAAUACAAAUCACUGCCCAUAAUUUCUGUUCCUACCGUCAAGCGUCCUAAGCUUGAUAGCUCAGGCAAAAAGUACUCUUUCAAAACGGAACGGGAAUUGAUGAAAGCUUCCAUCAAGACCGCCUUGCGGAUUGCAAUUUUCUACGGUUAUGAUAAGAUUGUAAUCGGAACGUAUGGACUUGGCCCAGGUUUCAAGAAUCCACCAGAAGAAGUUGCAAACAUCUGGCGUGAGCUGCUCGUUCGUGACAACGAGUUCAAUCAGCAAUUUUCAGCCAUCAUUUUUGCCUUUGAGCCAUGUGAAGGUCCGGGAGGUUCUAGCUCUAGCAGUCCAAGUUCCUCAUCAAAAAGUUCAAAGUCAUCAAGCUCAAGUAGCAAAACUUGUUUCACUCACGAGCUCGAAAUUUUCAGGCAGACAUUCAAGCCAGCAAAUCUCCACGGCGCAUUCAAGGCUUGAAACUUUUCAACGGUGAUAUUUGCUGGGCGUUCUAGGUGGUGCAAAGGGUAAUAGUUUUUCACGAUGCAGGCAUGGGUGUAUUACAUAGUGGCGUUUAUGACGCGACAGGGAAUACAGGAUUCAAGCCUGGCUUAAGAGCGGUGGGAAAAUGUUGGGACCACUUUAUCAUUUUUUUCUGUAGUCAGCUAUUCAAUUACGAGACAUUUUUACUUAC
This is a messenger RNA of Botrytis porri, 2202 nucleotides long. RefSeq lists its product as uncharacterized. Bases 1074 to 1988 code for a protein of 304 amino acids. NCBI's taxonomy places the organism in Eukaryota, Fungi, Ascomycota, Leotiomycetes, Helotiales, Sclerotiniaceae. The record is from RefSeq and is a predicted model, not a curated record. The transcript is spliced from 6 exons.